This is a messenger RNA of Fonsecaea pedrosoi CBS 271.37, 1107 nucleotides long. RefSeq lists its product as uncharacterized. The transcript is spliced from 4 exons. The coding region runs from base 1 to 1107 and encodes 368 amino acids. The record is from RefSeq and is a predicted model, not a curated record. Gene Ontology annotation, molecular function: 2-oxoglutarate-dependent dioxygenase activity. Lineage: Eukaryota; Fungi; Ascomycota; Eurotiomycetes; Chaetothyriales; Herpotrichiellaceae. Gene Ontology annotation, cellular component: cytoplasm.
AUGGCCCCCGCCGCGAUAACCCUGUUUCCGGAGAUUCGCGAUGUCGUGGCCCCCCGGAAAGACACGCUCGGCCUGCCCGAAGCAGCCGUGAAGCGAUUGACCAAGGCAGGCAUCGACCUAUCGCAAGGCUACCCCUACCGCCCAGCGGCGCCCUUGUACUUGGACGACGUGUACAAGAUCCGAUCCGAGCCGUGGGACCACAUCGAGUCCGGCGUGAGAGCCGACAGGUCCAAAAAGGCCCUGUUCUCCGCCGCGUCCAAGGUCACCGACUUCACGGCGUACGUGGGCACGCAGGUCGACGGGCUGCAGCUCAAGGACCUGACGCCGGAGCAAAAGGACGAGUUGGGCUUGUUGAUUGCCGAGCGCGGCGUCGUCGUGUUCCCGAACCAGGACCUGUCGCCUCAGGAACAGCUCAAGCUCGGGGAGUGGUAUGGGAAGAUCGAGAUUCACCCACAAGCUCCUAUCGUGCCGGGACUGCCUGGCGUCACGGUCCUGUGGCCUGACCUGCAGGCCACGGAACGGUCCGUGACAUAUCGAAAUCCCGGUGGCGCCGCUGCGUGGCACACGGACCUCGUUCACGAGCCGCAGCCCGCGAGCGUGACACACUUGCACAACGACGUCGUUCCGACCGUCGGCGGGGACACGCUGUUCGCCAGCGGGUAUGCCGCGUACGAGAAGCUGUCGCCCGCGUUCCGCAAGAUCAUCGACGGCAGAUCGCCGUGUACCGCUCCGGUCAUGCGUACCUGGACCGAAAGAACCCGACCGCGGGACCCAACCCUGUGGGUGAACCGGCAGAUGACGCUGCGCAUCGUGGGACUGGAUCCGGGAGAGAGCGACGCCAUCCUCAACUGCCUGUACCACGUGUACGAGACCAACGUUGACAUCCAGGCCCGUAUCAAAUGGACUGCCGGCACGAGCGUGCUCUGGGAUAACAGAAUCAUGAUCCACAACGCAAGCUGGGACUAUGCAGGAAGAGAGCCGCGCCAUGGCACCCGUGUGACUUCGUUGGGCGAGAAGCCGUACUUUGACCCGGAUGCCCCGACACGAAGACAGGCGCUGGGACAGCUGGGACCCGACGAGUUGGAAGAGGAUGGUCUCGUUGCGUGA